AUGGCAAGCGACGGCAACGUCAACAACUCACCAUAUUCUCCGAUUCUCGAGACAAGCCGGAUCUUCUCCGAGCUGUGUGAUCAAUCCGAGCGUCUCAACUUGCCGCCAGAGGUGCAGGCAAGCAAAGACCGGGUGUCAUUCUCCACUAGCCACAAUGAGAUCUACUUCCCGAUCCCGUUCAAGGAAUCCGAGACCCUGGCGGCGCUGAAGGGCGUCGAGGGUUCUGUGGCUGCUGCUAUCGCGGACCUCCGCUUCGGACGGGGUGCAUCGCCGCGCAGUGUCCAGGUGAGCCUGGAGGGCGCGACGGCGUUCGGGUGCCAGGCGUACAUGGCCAAAGUGGAUGGGUUGUCGAAGCUGGAUUCGGCUGUGAAGGCGAAGUUGAAGGAUACGGAUUUGUUGGCUGCCCAAUCAAAUGGCUACCGUCGUAUGUCGGCCAAUUUGUACAAGACAAAGAACCCCGGCGAGUUCUUCCAUAUUCAUGGCUCGUUGGAGGCCACGUCGACAUUCAAUAUGAUUGGACUCGAGGGCCACCGUCCGGAUCUGACGGACUACGAGGAGGUCAUUAAGGUGAUUGAGAGUCGUGUGCAGAAAUACUCUGCCGCCGAACUGGAAGAAAUGAACAAGGAGCGGCGGCAGGCGGGUGUGACGGCCUUGAAACAUGAAGACUUUAUCAAGACGCCUCACGGAAGACUAAACGUCGAAGAGCCAGCGUGGAAAGUUACUCGACUACCCGGGGAUCUCCCUCCAACACCAUUCCCGACAAACCGCAGCGGGAGCACCAAAAUUCUUGAAGGCGUCAAAGUGCUAGAGCUGUGCCGCAUCAUUGCCGGCCCGACCAUCACACGGAUUCUGGCCGAGUAUGGCGCAGACGUUCUCAAAAUCACUAGUCCGCACCUGUCGGAUGUGCCGUUCUUCCAGGUCGACGGCAACAUGGGCAAGCAUGCCGCAGACCUCGAUUUGAAAAGCGAACCCAAACGACAAGAGUUCGAGAAGCUGUUGGCUGAGGCGGAUGUUAUUGUUGACGGGUACCGUCCAGGAGCGCUAGAGAAGCUUGGCUACGGUCCGCAGGCCAUGGCGGCGCUGGCAGAAAAGCGCGGCAAGGGCAUUGUCUAUGUGAAUGAGAACUGUUUCGGGUAUGAAGGCGAGUGGGCGGACCGCGCGGGAUGGCAGCAGAUUGCAGAUUGCAAGACUAUGAUUCUUAAAGAAGCUAACACAUGGAAAGGUCACCGGAAUCGCAUGGGCCCAAGGCCAAUUCAUGGGCCGCUCGACCCCAGUCGUUCCCCCUUCCCAAUCUCCGACUACGGCACCGGCUGCAUGGGCGCCAUCGCCGCCCUAAGCGGGCUCUACCACCGAGCCAAAACCGGCGGCUCCUACCACGGCACGGCAUCAUUGAUGCAUUACGACCUCCUCCUGUUCGCCGUGGGCCAGUACCCACCCGCCGUGCAGGAGGAGCUGCGCGCCGCUCAGCCACCAGAGUUCUUUCAGCUGCGCCACUGCGACAGCGUCGACCGCAUCUCGUCCACCGUCUUGAAGAGCAUGCAGGCCCGCUUCCCGCACCUGUACACUCCGGCCGGCGUCGGGUCCGGGGACGGGCGCCAGCCGCUGACGGAGCGCUGGUUCUCGCAUGCUUACAAUGCUGAUGUUGAGGUUGUGCGGCCCGUGGCUGUUGUUGAGGGGGUAGAGAAUCGGUUUGUGCGGGCUAGUCGCCCGAAUGGUGCGGAUCGGGCGUCGUGGGAGGGUUUCCGGGCUGAGGAGGGGGAUGUUAGGAAGUGCUAG
This is a messenger RNA of Penicillium alfredii, 1776 nucleotides long. Its product is annotated as CAIB/BAIF family enzyme. Bases 1 to 1776 code for a protein of 591 amino acids. NCBI's taxonomy places the organism in Eukaryota, Fungi, Ascomycota, Eurotiomycetes, Eurotiales, Aspergillaceae. The record is from RefSeq and is a predicted model, not a curated record. The transcript is spliced from 4 exons. Gene Ontology annotation, molecular function: catalytic activity.